Daucus carota subsp. sativus is the source of this 1425-nucleotide messenger RNA. RefSeq lists its product as uncharacterized. The coding region runs from base 12 to 1001 and encodes 329 amino acids. Lineage: Eukaryota; Viridiplantae; Streptophyta; Magnoliopsida; Apiales; Apiaceae. The record is from RefSeq and is a predicted model, not a curated record. The transcript has 9 exons.
GCUACAUUUAAAUGAGAAGAAAAAGCAAAUUACUAAUCAAUAAAAACGAAGGGGAAAUGAGUUCUUGUUCCUGCUUCUUAUCCAGAUAUCUUACCACCAAUUAUCCAAUCCAUCACAUAAAAUUUCCUACAACGCUGAUAUCUUUGAGCCCAAAUUCUCGUUUUGUAACUUGCUCUCUUUCCAAGAAAAUCUCUCUGUCAGUUGCUGAAGUUGAAGAAGAUGAUGUUUUGCAUGAUUUCAUUAAAGAUAGAGCGAUGAAUGGAGAUUUUAUUACCCAAGUUACUGAUAGUCUCUGGCUGAGGGAUGCAAAAGAUAUUCUUAAUGCUGAAACUGGGCUGCAGCCUGACUCGUCUCAAAUAUCUAAGGAGUCCAUAGAUGAGGAAAGUGAGGGUGGGUUCUUAAAACUGAAAAGAACCACUGAGUGGCUUCUCGGUGACAACACUGCACCAGUCAAUAAGAAAGUGAUGAUUGAGAAAUUCCAGAAUGACAAAGAAAGAAGAAAGAGACUGAACCUUCUCAAAUACGAAGCUCUUAAGAAGGAAUUGCUUCUAUUGACAGUAGGAAUUGGAACCGCAUGUAGUGGAUACUGUUUGAUAGCUUUAUCAUUCCAGGCUGCUGUGAGUUAUGCUACUGGAGUUCUUUUCAGUUGCUUGUAUCUUCAACUUCUAUGUCAACGUGCAGACAAAAUUUCCCAAGAUGAAGUUCCUCAAAUUUUCCGGCAAAAGAAGACAAAGAAAAUUGGAAUAAGAAGCCAAGACCUGGAAGAUUCCUUCGAAAAGUUUAUCAAGGGCAGUAGCAUUGCUCUUUCAUCACCACGGCUUGUUAUCCCUGCUGUAAUAUAUGGAUUAUGGGGUCUUUCUCAGCAUUUCACAAAAGAUAUAUUUGAUUUCCAGCUUGUGCCAGCAAUGGUUGGAAUAUUUGCUUAUAAAGCUGCAGCUCUAGUUCAAGUUUAUAGGGACAAUGAAGAUCUGCAAUUAAUUUUUCCAGAGGAUAACGAAUAGUAUACCGACACAAACUACGAAAGUAAUUCAAGAACUCUUUCCAAAAUCAGUUGAAGAUGCAGACAUAUGACUACUAUACCAAUUUUUGUGGACCUGAUGGUAUUUAAAGGCAUCAACUUAUCUGUUGUGUAAUUAUCUGUUGCAUGUGCUCUGUGGACAAGGGAAUCUAGGCAAAACAUCUCCGAUCUACACAUCCUUGUGCUUACUGUUUUCAAUCGAAAUAGAUUCUUUGAAGCGAGUUUCUAUAAUUGUUUUAAUUUAAUCUAUACUUUGUUGAUUUAUAUUCGGAUUCAUCUCCUUCCCAAUUCAAGUAUACUUGUAUACAUAUAUGUGGGUGUUUUUGAUAUUUUAAUAUUUGUAUUUUGAUGUAUAUAUUCAUAUAUCAUUUUGUGUAGUUAAUUUUAUAUGAGCUUUUAGAUAUUAA